UCUACAGGCAUUGGUGAAUCAGUCUAACGACGCUGUACCUUCUUCUUGGACCUUAAGAUUGUUCCUGAUGUCCUGGUGGUUCACUGCUUACGUCAUCGUCAUAUCCUACACGUGCAAUCUCAUAGCUUUCCUCACUAUCCCAAAAUAUCCCGUUAAACUUCAAACUGCUCAAGAUUUGGCCGAUAGUUACCACAGGGUAUGUAUGCUGAACUAUGGUAAUCAAACAGUGGAAGCCCUCAUACUGUCCCACAACCCGGCACUCACUACAAUAGCCAAGAAGAUGGACAUGGUGCCGCUCAUACCCACACUCCCAUACACCAACUCCCUAGAGUGCCUUGAACUCGUCGCGGCAGGCACCCACGCCAUGCUCGAAGCAGAUUCAUACAUAGCCAACAUAGUCCAGGAUGCAGGCUACGCUGACCGCACGUACUUCCUCAAGGAGAGGAUCCAUGAGGGUCCUACGCCCUUUUACUUCCGCAAGAACACGCCCUGGAAAUACAAGUUUGACGAAGGUAUGUCUCGUCUAAUAAGUUCAGGCUGCAUCGGCAAAUGGAAGGAAGACAUCGACCAGGCACUGAAAAGAACGCGCUACGAGAAGAAACCCGAAGGCCAGCAAGCUCUUAAGGUUGAACAUCUCCAGGGGACUUUCCUUGUCCUUGCUUUGGGUUUGGGCGUGGCGCUGGUCACUUUCAUGGUGGAGCGACACCUAGGAAGACGGGAGAGUAACCAGUGA
Messenger RNA from Penaeus indicus, 733 nucleotides. RefSeq names its product glutamate receptor ionotropic, kainate 1-like. The transcript is spliced from 3 exons. Lineage: Eukaryota; Metazoa; Arthropoda; Malacostraca; Decapoda; Penaeidae. Gene Ontology annotation, molecular function: ligand-gated monoatomic ion channel activity. Gene Ontology annotation, cellular component: membrane. The record is from RefSeq and is a predicted model, not a curated record. The coding region runs from base 68 to 733 and encodes 221 amino acids.